UGUAAUAUUCAUUCGAUUGUCUCACCAAGUGUUGAGUCGCGUAUUGAUAAUUUUAGGCAAAUUCGACAACUCGAUCGUUUGCUAUUCUUGAUAUAUGAUCAGUUGUCGCUCAUUGUCAAAAUGCUUCGGUUGUGUGUGCUUGGGUUGUCCCUAGCUCUCCUGGCAGGCUCUACAAACAUACAAACAAAAACAUUAUACGCUGGAGAAGAGUUUACGCUCGGAGUAUCAGCCCUAGAAUCAGAAGUUAUAGUGGAAUGUGUUCUUCUAUCACCACAAAGUGUUAUAAUCUCUUUCAACCCUGGCGAUGAAAUCGAUACAGUGAAAAGGUUCCAAGUACUAGACGACAAAGACUGCUCAGUCAAGAUAACUGAGCUAGAGAUAAGCGAUACGGGAAUCUGGAAAUUGACAUAUGUAACAGAAAAUGGUGAUGGAACCAAAAUAGAUGAAGUCUUUCUUAUAGUCAAUGAGGGUAAUAAUUCACCAGAUGUUGAAAGUGACAAUGAAAAAGAAGACGAUUUAGGAACCACGUUGAGUACGAUCAAACACUAUGUGAGGGAAGAAGAUGUCAUCGAUAUUUCUUUGGACACGUCAGUCGGAGAAGAGGAUUGUUACGUGAGGGCCCCUGGUGGAGAACUGUCCAAGGUGACAGCAGAUUUUGAGAUGGACAGCGUAAUCGUACAAGCCAGCAGUCUUCUCGUCUCUUGCAGGAUCACUAUAGGACCAAUCAACGAGAACUUACUUGGAAGCUGGUUGUUGUGUGGCGAAUCCAAUAAUGAUAUGAGAUGCCAACCUGUUACUAUAUCUUGGCAUAACAACAACAAUCCAGGUGCAAGACCAGGCUCAAGCAUACAGCCCAGGUUUGAGCACUCGGUAAACUAUGGCUUGUCCGUCAACCCGGGUGUGGCAUCACCGAACAGUAACGGGGAAGUCACUUGCCACGUCAUUACACCCAAUGGUGAAGACCUGGUUAUAACCAAAGACACCAAGUAUCGCAACAUCGGAAGGAUUGGUUACGAACAUCUAAACCUCUGCAGCAUUGUAUUCUCCAUCACUGAUGCUGAUUCGCUGGGUGACUGGACUAUCUAUGGCAGAUUCCGCUCAGGGGGCAUUCUUCAAGAAAUUCGUCAGCCUUUAAGAUUUACCAUUUACAAUGACGAAAAUCCAUAUGAACAAGCGUAUAAUGUGACAGAAGUUCCAGAUAUCAGACAAGUUGUUAUUCUAAAAACGGCUUUAACUGUUACCCUUAGUGACCUGAGCGACGUUGACAAUUGCUUGUGCGAAACGCCUUCACGCAAAAUAUACAACUUGGACGACGCGUAUGAGUUGAAAAGACUUAAAGGUGUCGAGUUAAGCGUUUCGAAAGGGGGCUCCACUUGUCAGUUAAUAUUCCAUUCGAUAACCGCAGAUGUGUUGGGUAAAUGGCGGUUUGUUGGGAAGUUCAGCCACGGGAACAUACAUUCUGAGAAGCGACAGAGGGUAUACCUCAUAGAAGAAGAUCCCCGAAACCCCAUUGUAGACGACUUUCGAACGGUUGAAGUACUGACUCCACAAGUUAUCGAUACAACGCUGGAAACUACACACACGGUGACAAUACCUUCUUCUGGUGUUGAGAACGAGAGCUGUCACAUAUUGACUCCUACUGGUUUACAAUACGCGUUUAUAACUGGUUUUAAUGUCAGUAACGUAGAAAUUGUAAACGGAAACGGAGUAGCUUGUGGCGUCGUAGUUCAUGUAGUUAAUACGGAUAUGAUUGGAGAUUGGACUCUUAUUUCGAGGGAUGUGAGGACAUCAGGCUCAAUCCGAACACACAUUGAAAGAAGGAAAACAUUUUCCAUCCACGUUGAAGAGGUCUUGGCUGCAGGAAACCCAAUUACCAUAACCCAAGGUAGCGACCUCUACCUAAGACUACCAGUAACAACGGAGAUGUUUAAAACCUGCAAACUGUAUGGGCCCACCGCCGAAGAAUUGAAUGAAACGCAAUAUUUGAUUGAUGAAAUUCACAAGGAAUCCUGUGGUUAUAUAAUUGAGAAGGUUAAUUUAACACAGAGUGGUACAUGGAGUAUUGUUUUUGGAAAGAGCAUUAUGUAUAGAGCUAAUAUUCAAGUCAACGUCUUAGAACCAGUACAAAUAGCAGUGCAAGAUCAGCAGUGGACCGUUGGCCAGUCAGUGAAUAUGACCAUGGGUCCUGCCGACGCUGUCUACUGCAAUCUCUACAACAGUAGACGAGACACAGUCUUUGAUGACUUCGGUCCGUGCAGGGUUGAGAUCGACAAGGUAACCUCUGACCUUCGUGGACAGUGGCUCAUCUACGUUGGUGUCCCUGGGUCCAUUGGCGUCCGAUACCAGAAAUUCAAUGUCGACGUGCUCUCAUCUGAUUGGAGGCCAUUUGUUACCACUGAAGUGGUGGAAGCUGAGAAUAUGGUGACGUUGUCGUGUUCCGUGUCUAGCAACUAUGUGGUUCAAGCUUGUAAAUUCGCCACUCCUGAAGGUCACAUACUCCUCGCUAACCAUGGCGUUGGACAAGGAGUAUACGCUGGGGCUUCAAGGUAUGAAACUGAUACAAAUAGUCUGAGGUGCAAGAUUACACUCACGAACCCUGAGCUAAGGACGAGAGGAAUCUGGCGCUGUGCCGUGCACACCAAGGACAAUACGGGCUAUGGUUUCCUAACUUACUACCGCGGAUACAAACCCGAACACUCCUCCGACAAAAAUGACGUUACUGUACCUUACCUACAAAGUCAGUUCCCGUUCUACUCUGUGACUGAGGGUGAAAGUACUAUCCUCUCUUGCAGCAUCAGUGCUCCAAUCCGGUACUGCUACUUCAGGUCACCUAAUGGGACAGUCUUCAACGUUGGGCCUUCUUUGGCGUCAGAAUCAUUCGAUUAUGUUGGCAACGGCUUCGACUCGGGCGAGUGUGGAGUUAAAUUCAAUGAGCUUGGGACGGACCACACAGGAACAUGGUCCUGUAGCGUUGGCAUGACCAACUUCGAAGAGAGGAGUGAUUCGUUCGAGGUCGGAGUUAGCGAGCCAAUAAGGGUGUUCCACACCUGGAGAAGCGCGGUCCUGGAGAUAGGUGCGGUAGCCGGUGACUGGAAACCUCUGGAUUACUGCAGAUUUGUCCGCAACGACGGAUUAGGUUUUAAUUCUAUUAAUCCACCCCCCGACUUCUACAUGUACCAAUGGUCAAUUUAUGAAGGAAGAUGCAUACUCACUAUCACUGAGCCGACCGCCUGGGACCUGCAGCCCUGGACGGUGUUCGUCAAGGUCACUGGAGAGACCAACGAGAGGUCUGAUACCACGGGUAUGCUGCAGCGGCCAGCUGAAGUCAAUGCCAAAGCGUCAAAAAUCCUAUUUUGGAUGUUGGGCGCGACAAUGGGAUUCCUGUUUAUAGUUGCCGCAGUGUCGUUAAUUCCACCUAAGAAUCGUAAGUGGACUUACGAGAGAGCAAACUCGAUCAGGAACAGCUUCCGAAGACAACCCAUGCCGACGCAAGAAGCUGUGCAAAACGACCUCCCACCAAAAGUUUAAUGUAAAUCAGAAACACAACGCGAAAAUUUUGACAACAUAGUACAUUACCUGAUUAAUUCUCUCUGAGCUUAGUAAUACUUCGAGUACUUUAUCUGUACGUAUUUAUAAAAUGAGACCAUUUCAAACAAUUCUGGCUUUAAAGCAAUAACUGCUGAAAGAAAACUGUUGAAGGCAAAUCCCCCGUUAACCGUCAGUCACCAGGGACCGUCGUUUUCACCAAUCCUCCUAAACUGUCACUUAAACUUAAAGCCACUUAGCGUGACGUAGCACGUAACCCUUUACUUGUAUCUUAAGGUGCGUCUACGCUAGACGAACCGAGCACGAGCGGAGCACGAGCCGAACAAAAUUCGUCUAGUGUGGACCAACUUACAAGCCUCGAACGAGCGCGCUGCGAGCAUUUCGUCCGUGCUCGGCUGCGUUCCGCCUGUUGUCGGUUUUUGACGAACACAGAGGCAUUCGCGCAAAGGGAUGUACGUUGUUUCGUUGUACGUCACGUCCACACUUGACGCCGCGAACGGCUCCGCUUGUGCUCCUAGCUUGUGCUUCGCUCGUACUCGGUUCGUCUAACGUAGACGCACCUUUAGGUGUAUACUUAUACGUUUGUGAAAAAAAAACUCCUUAAAGCUCACCUAUUUUUGCUUAGGGGUGCUUUUAAGUUUAGGAGAGAUCGGUGAAAAUAGGCUGAAAAAAUAAUAGGUCACGUGAUUUAUAACCUAACCUAAAAAACCGUUUGGCUUUUUGUUUUUGCCUUAUUGUAAGGAGAGGUUAUUUUAAAAGAGUAUGUACUCUUAUUUUGUACAUAAUAUGUGUAUGUGAACUAAAGAUAAUAUAAUUACAAAAUUAGUAGUAUCAAGAAUCAUUGUAAAUUACGAUGAAUUAAGCUUAUUUUUAAUUGUCUAUGGGGUGACUAGUAAUCAGUGAAGGAUAUUUAAACACGUGAUUUAAUAUCCUUCUCGAACCUCUCAUGAUUACAAACAGAUUUCCCAAAGAAUUUCUCUGUAUACUCAUUAGAUUUAUUUCUAUCACAAUAACAAAACAAUAAAAUCUCGCGCGCGCCUGUUUUCGUAUGAUCAGUUGUUAGCAUAAGACUAACUUAGGAAAUUUUGUUAUUGUAAAAAUUAAAAUAACUAAUGAGUGUACAAUAAAAGUUUCUUUGGGAAAGUUGUUUGUAAUCAUGAGUACAAUCUUAUGUUUAAAUAUCGUUCACUAAUUACCAGUCACCCUAUAUAAUGUUUCGGUAACCUCUGUAAAUACGUACUAAAACUAGAUGGAAAAUAAUGUUUUUAUAUUUUUGAUAAAUGAAGUUAUUGCAUAUCCAUA
Molecule: messenger RNA, 4848 nt
Organism: Spodoptera frugiperda (fall armyworm)
Lineage: Eukaryota; Metazoa; Arthropoda; Insecta; Lepidoptera; Noctuidae
Exons: 15
Coding region: 121-3528 (1135 amino acids)
Source: RefSeq, a predicted model, not a curated record